Molecule: messenger RNA, 3225 nt
Organism: Mercenaria mercenaria
Lineage: Eukaryota; Metazoa; Mollusca; Bivalvia; Venerida; Veneridae
Product: heat shock 70 kDa protein 12A-like
Exons: 5
Coding region: 97-1698 (533 amino acids)
Molecular function (GO): ATP-dependent protein folding chaperone; ATP binding
Source: RefSeq, a predicted model, not a curated record
UUGAUUAGAGUUUCAGAGAAUUCAAUCAGGAAGUUGAUUCCUUAUUUGGCAAAGAUUUGCGUCUCAGUACAAACGGACAAAUCCAAGGCACAAUUCAUGGCACAAUCAAAAUGUUCCAGUCAUCUUCUUGUGGCUGCCUUCGACUUCGGAACUAUAUAUAGUGGCUAUGCGUUUUCUUUCCGCGACAACCCACUCAAAGUACAAACUAAUCAGGGAUGGAACGCAGGGUCAGAGAAACUGAUAUCCCUCAAGACACCGACGUGUGUUCUGCUGAAUAAUAAAGGGGAGUUUCACUCAUUUGGGUUUGAAGCAGAGAAUAAAUAUGCUAGUCUCGCUGAAGACGACGAACACCAUGGAUGGAUGCUUUUCAGAAGAUUUAAAAUGCUGCUGCACAACAAUCAAGAACUUUCAAGGAAAACAAUUGUUGAUGAUAUAAAUGGGAAAAGCAAGCCAGCAAUGUCAAUAUUUUCUAUGUCUAUCCGAUAUCUGAGAGAUCAUCUGCUAAAAGAACUCAAUAACCGAACAACCGGCAUUGAGGAAACUGACAUCCAAUAUGUGAUUACGGUUCCAGCUAUUUGGAAGGAUAAUGCUAAGCAAUUCAUGCGAGAAGCUGCAGAACAGGCUGAUAUUGACACAUCCCGUCUGAAACUUGCAUGGGAACCGGAAGCGGCUUCUAUCUGGUGCCAGAUAAUCAAAACAGAGGCAAAGUGUGCUCUGUCAGGAGUCGGGAAGUAUAUGGUUGUAGAUUUAGGAGGUGGCACAGCUGAUAUAUCUGUUCACGAAAAAUGUCCAGACGGAACUUUGAAAGAAUUGCACAAGACUAGUGGUGGUCCUUGGGGUGGUAUGUAUGUCGAUCAAAACUACUUCAAAUGGUUAGAGUCAUUUUAUGGUCAGAGAGCAGUUGAAAGAUUAAAGAUGGAAGAAAUGGUAGAUUACUUUGAUCUCAUGCGGGAAUUUGAAACGAAGAAAAGAUCAGUCACGUCAAAUUCAGAAGAGUUGGUAAAUUUUCGAGUAGCUGCUAGCUUAAAGGAAAAGUCAGAGGAAGAAGAAAAUACCACUUUACAUGAUAGACUUGCGGCUCUUAACUUGCAAGGGAAAGUAUCUGUUAAAAGAGAUAGAAUGAGAAUUGAUCCGUCAAUCGUUAGAUGUUGGUUCGACGAGCCGAUUGAUAAUAUCAUACAACACAUGAAUGAAAUACUUGCUGAACCACAGAUGCGACAGGUAACUUCAAUUCUUUUAGUUGGCGGGUUUGGGGAAAGUACUUACGUCCAAGACAGAAUUAGAAAGGCGUUUGCGGAGAAGCGAGUUAUAGUUCCUGAAGAAGCGGGGUUAGCUGUUCUUAAAGGAGCUGUGAGGUUUGGUCAUGAGCCUGAUAUUGUUUCUGCCAGAGUGAUGAAUUACACGUAUGGGAUUGUAAUGGCGUUACCUUUUGAUCCUUCGAAACAUCUGUUGUCCCAAAAAAGAGUCAUGAAUGGUGAAGAAGUAGUCGAUAAUAUUUUUGAUAUCUUUGUACGUUCAGGCGAAACAAUAGCACAAGGGCACGUCGUUACACGGGUAUACAGACCAAUUAACUUUGACAAAAGUAAUUUGGAAAUCUAUUGUUCAACAGAUCCUCACCCAGAAUAUGUAACAGAUGCCAGCUGUAAAACACUUGGUCACCUCCUUGUUAAACAUGAAGAAGGUGAGACACUUACUUAAGGACAAAGAUUUCACAGUUUCAUUCGAAUUUGGAGACACCGAGAUCAUUGUCAAAGCCAUAAUCAAAAAAAACAUGUAAAGAUUUCUUCACGACAAUAGACUGUUUAAAUUGAGUCUGUUGUUUUAAAAUGAAUACACUUCGAAUUGAUAAUCAUACACUAGUUCUGAAUUAAUGAACAAUGUAAAACCAUUUCUGCCUUUUGAGGCCGAAAGGUCGAAAAUUUAAAAUUGGUUACAGUGUUCAUUAUUUCACAAUGUUUGACAACAAGAUAAUUUUAGACCUAUUAUCGUCACAUAACGAGGUCUGACAGGCCAAAAAUUAGCAAAGUCAAUGUUUAGGGAAAGAAGCAUUUUAGAUAUCUUAGGACAAGUUAUUGAACUGAAAACAAAAUGACUAUCUAAAUAGUAAACGGGAAAAUUAUGUACAUGUAGUUGUAACGUGGGAAAAGAAAAAAAUAUGCCACGGAGAUCAUGUUAUAAAAACAUAUUUGCCAUAUGCUUUUCUAUAGAGUGAGUGUUUCUACAGUAAAAUCUUAUUUACAUAUUUUGAAUUGGAAACUUUUUCACAUUAUGCAGAAUCGUUUGGUCGGUUUUUUUUUUUUUUUUUGGUUUUUUUACGUUUUUGUUUGGUAUAUUUUUGUUGUUGUUGUUUGUAAUAUAACUGAAUGACUUUGUCUUUUAAAAAGGCUCUACGUUUAUGUGCCUUUUCAAUGAUAACAGAUAUUGAUAAAAAACAGUCUGGUUCAGGUCUACAUACAAAUUGGUAACAUGCAGGACAAAAUUAUGCGGAUUCGAAACCAUGUUCAAUGAAAUGAUCCCCAUGGUAUAUUUGCAUCUAUAUGAUAAUCUUUGCAAUUUCGUCCGAUAUGAUUUAGAUGUUCUUUGAUUCAAUCUAUAUUAAUAAAUAGGUUGCCUGAACGUAUCCUGGAUACUUCGUUCCUUACGAAAUGGACCUAGUAGGUCCUUGAUCCGUCAGGUCUAGUUGUUCUACAAUUAAGCUGGUAAUUAAAUUCCUAACUUAUAGUAUAUAAUAUUAAAAACAUUAGAUAAAUGCAUGAAGGUGAUUUUUUGCGUAAAAAUCAUGUUUGUGGAUUUGCAAUGAAUUUAAUGAGAUAUAAGGAGAAAGUAAGAAUAAAAAUCUCUUCUAUGAUAACUAAGAUUUCUCCUAUUGGAGAAAUAUACAUUUUAGUCAACAUAUGUAGACCUUUUGAAUGUCGCAUUUUUUCCAAAGCAAGGUGCAUUAAAGAAAGUUUUACAAGACUGUUUGAAAUUUCGAAAUACUUCAUUCAAAAUGGUUUAUAUCGUAUAUCUUUCUUUGUUUGAAAUUGCACAAUAUGAAUUUCAUGUAAACUAUCCAAAAUUCCUGUACUUUUGCCUCUUUCUCUAAGUGGAAAACAAACAACCUUAAUUACAAAGUUGCUGAACAAAAGACAUAGACAUCAACAAAUUUAAAAAAGAUAUAUUGACUAGUUGCGUUUGCUGAUCUGCUCAGAGUUUUGGGUAAAAAAUCACAAUUUUAACAAAUUU